AUGGUGCAGCAGCUGAAGAGCGCGGAGGGCACCCGGUGCAGCGCCAGAGAGGCUGCGGACAGCGGCAUCAGUGACAUGAGCGCAGCUUCCAGCCCCAACCCAUCGUCCGCCUCCCCCUCGGCCAGAGCGGAGGAGGACACGGGAGCGAACCCCGACUGGUGCAAGACCCCGACCGGUCACAUCAAGAGGCCGAUGAACGCUUUCAUGGUUUGGUCUCAGAUCGAGAGGAAGAAGAUCAUGGAGCAAGUGCCGGACAUGCACAACGCCGAGAUCUCCAAGCGCCUCGGCAAGAAGUGGAAAAUGCUGAAGGAGACCGAGAAGACGCCGUUCAUCAGAGAAGCGGAGCGUCUGCGGCUCAAACACAUGGCGGAUUAUCCCGACUACAAGUACAGACCCAGGAAAAAACUCCGCUCCGACUCGGGAGCCGAGGAGAAAAGCUGCAAGAAGGACAGCAAAAUGGUCUUCAAGAAGCAUUGCUCCCGGGCGCUAAAGGGCAAAGACAGAGCGAAGGGCAAGAAAGCCAAUAAGCUGCCGGUGAGGAACGCGCAAAGGGCGGAGAAUGGCUCCGACACCGACCCCGACCCCGGUACCGACCCCGGCACCGCGGAUCCCAACCAUAGCGACGGCUCGUGUGACGUCCUGGGCUUUGGGGAGAAGGAAAGAGAUGCCGGGAGCGGGGGUCGCUCGGCCCCGGGGAGACCCUCAGAACAAGCCGACCUCCUGCUGUUUGACUUGAGUUUGAACGUGGCGGCCGGUGGCGGGGACCUGCUGGACCUGAGCGGGGGCAGUCUGUCCCUGGACAAGGAGGCGGAUAGUGCGGGGGGUGGGGGCUGCCACUCCGGCUCCCACUUCGAAUUCCCCGAUUACUGCACUCCCGAGGUGCGCAAAAUGAUCUCGGGAGACUGGCUGGAGAUCGAGGCGAACAUCUCCAAUUAG
This is a messenger RNA of Callorhinchus milii (elephant shark), 936 nucleotides long. Its product is annotated as transcription factor SOX-11-like. Bases 1 to 936 code for a protein of 311 amino acids. Lineage: Eukaryota; Metazoa; Chordata; Chondrichthyes; Chimaeriformes; Callorhinchidae. Gene Ontology annotation, molecular function: DNA-binding transcription factor activity, RNA polymerase II-specific; RNA polymerase II cis-regulatory region sequence-specific DNA binding. The transcript has 2 exons. Gene Ontology annotation, biological process: anatomical structure morphogenesis; regulation of DNA-templated transcription; cell differentiation. The record is from RefSeq and is a predicted model, not a curated record.